This is a messenger RNA of Apis cerana (Asiatic honeybee), 6282 nucleotides long. It is a transcript of the gene Klp10A, whose product is annotated as kinesin-like protein 10A. Gene Ontology annotation, molecular function: ATP binding; microtubule binding; microtubule motor activity. Lineage: Eukaryota; Metazoa; Arthropoda; Insecta; Hymenoptera; Apidae. Gene Ontology annotation, cellular component: microtubule. The record is from RefSeq and is a predicted model, not a curated record. Gene Ontology annotation, biological process: microtubule-based movement; microtubule depolymerization.
AGUCGACCGAAAGUUGGCGCUCGCAGUCUUUCCGUUAUUAAUAACGGACACUGGCAGUAUCCCGGCACAAAAUCCCGGAAACAUCUCGUUCGUGAAAUUCAACGAAUCUCCGAAUGUAAUUUCGAAUCGUUGUGUCUUCGUUUUGGUGUACUUUCAAAUUCGUGGAAAGAGAGUGUGCCGUCUCGUGGAUUACACGUCGUAUCAUUUUAACGAGAAUUCGCGAAAACGGGCGUGCCUUGGACAAUCGGCGACGUCCCUGACGUGAAAAUACACAACGGCGAGAAGUGGUGGACAACGACAGCAAGACAUCGACUGCGGUUACACAUUGCGACAAAAGGGACUAACAGUCCAUAGAGGCGAUAAAGCAGAAGAACAAAGAAAAGGGAAACGAGGAAAAUAGAACCAAACGGCAAUAGUAACAGCAGCAGUGGUAACAACGGUGACGGGAAGGGAAAAGUACAAGCUACAACGGUGGAGAGGAACGCGAUACAGCCGCGUGAUUUUGAACGCGAACACAGACGUAACUGUCAACGGUCAGAUUUGAAAGUCUCGCAAAUUGCAGGGUCCUCGUAAGGCUUCCCUCGCGAGAAUCGUUGUAUUUUCGUCACGUCAACAUCGUUAACGUCGUGUCAUAUUGUCGCCGUCUUUGUCGUCGUCGUCGUCGUCGUCGUUGUCGUCGUGUUCGAUCCGGUGAAAAACCGGUCGUCUUAUAAUAUUAACCACGGUGUGAGAACGCGACUAAAUGACCAUGGACCUCCGCAUGUACAACAUCGAGACCGGCUACAGUAUAAAUAUCAAAAGGACGGACGGUCGUGUUCAUUCAGCAGUGGUUUCGGGUAUUAAUUGGGAACAACGCACCGUUACCGUAGAAUGGUUCGAGAGAGGAGAGACGAAAGGAAAAGAGGUCGAGAUAGAUGCGAUCAUCGCGUUGAAUCCCGACCUGACCAAUCAGAAAACCAUAGAAUCACCCGCUCAGAUGAACAAUCACACGUUGAUAUCUUCGAGAGCACGGGAUUCUUCGGACGAGGAAGACGAGGGGGUGGACGAGUCGGAAAACCAAGAGGAGGGCCCCCUUGGACGGCACAGCGGUCACACCGCAAGAAACGGCCUUGCAUCCGCCACACUUCCUCAUUCGAUCAAGCCAUCGAUUCCAGUGAAAGCGGGUUUCAACAGACAAUCGUCGCGACAAACGGGUCGGCCAACCAACAUAAUGCCGCCGGGCAGCACCGUGAACGGCCACGGUGACUCUGUGGCUGGAUUGACAGGUAGAAGGGAGGCGGAGAGCGUGCCAACACCUACCACGGCCACGGCCGCUUCCUUCAACGUCACCCUCUCGGCCCUGGCCAAACAGAAGCAGCAGCAGCAACAGCAGCAGCAGCAGCAGCAGCAGCAGCAACAGCAGGCGGCACAACAGGUGGAGAACGGUCGUGGGAGGCGAACGAACGUGGUGAAAGAGGUGGAGAGGUUGAAGAAGAACCGGGAGGAAAGAAGGCAGAGGCAAGCCGAGUUAAAGGAAGAGAAGGAGGCUCUGAUGAAUUUAGAUCCUGGUAAUCCAAAUUGGGAGUUUCUCGCUAUGAUAAGGGAGUAUCAGAACAGCAUCGAGUUCAGGCCGCUCCGGGAGUCGGACGUGGUGGAGGAUCACCAAAUCACCGUGUGCGUGAGAAAGCGCCCCCUGAACAAGAAGGAGAUAGCGCGGAAAGAGGUGGACGUGAUCAGCGUGCCCAGCAAAGAUCAAAUGGUGGUACACGAGCCGAAGGCCAAAGUCGAUCUCACCAAAUAUUUGGAGAAUCAAAUUUUCCGUUUCGACUACGCGUUCGACGAGACGUGCAACAACGAGAUCGUGUACAAGUACACGGCGAAACCUCUGGUCCAGACGAUCUUCGAGGGUGGGAUGGCCACCUGUUUCGCAUACGGUCAAACGGGAAGCGGGAAAACCCACACGAUGGGCGGCGAUUUUAACGGGAAAACUCAGGAUUGCAAGAAAGGUAUAUACGCGAUGGUUGCCAACGACGUGUUUAAGUGUCUCAAAUUGUCCAAAUAUCGCUCCCUGAACCUCAUCAUUUCCGCGAGUUUCUUCGAAAUUUAUUCGGGGAAAGUGUUCGAUUUGCUGGCGGACAAGGAAAAACUUCGCGUUUUGGAGGAUGGGAAACAACAGGUACAGAUCGUCGGAUUGACGGAGAAGGUGGUGGAGUCGUGCGACGAAGUAUUGAAAUUGAUACAACACGGGAACAGCGCGAGGACCAGCGGCCAGACAAGCGCCAACUCCAAUUCGUCUCGAUCGCACGCCGUGUUUCAGAUCAUAGCCCGUACACCGGCCACCCAUAAAGUUCACGGAAAAUUCUCGUUGAUCGAUCUCGCCGGAAACGAGAGAGGAGCCGACACGUCUUCCGCCAACAGACAAACUCGAAUGGAAGGCGCGGAGAUCAACAAGUCACUGUUGGCCUUGAAAGAAUGCAUUCGAGCGUUGGGCCGCAAAGGAACGCAUUUACCGUUCAGGGCUAGCAAGUUGACGCAAGUGUUAAGGGACAGCUUCAUCGGUGAAAAAUCCAAGACUUGCAUGAUCGCCAUGAUCAGUCCGGGAAUGAGUUCCUGCGAACAUUCGUUGAACACUUUGAGAUACGCGGAUCGAGUGAAGGAAUUGGCGGCCACCGAUCCAACGGAGGUGAAAAUUUCCUCGACGGACGACGAACGGGAGUUAAAAAUCGAGGCACAGUCGAACAACGUGCUGUCGGACAGCGACUUGGCGCAAUUGAGAUCCCUGAACGAGAGCGAAAUAUCCCAAGAUCUUUACACGUUUCACGAGGCGGUGUCCGCGUUGCAAAUGCUUGAGGAGGAAGUCUUGGAUACGCACAAAAUGGUUAUGGAUCAAACGACCAGAUUUCUCAACGAUGCACACAGUGUGUUCAGUGUGACUCACGAAGUAGACUAUGACCAAGAAGAUUUGAGACGGAAAAGAACAAAGUUUGAGUCGCCCAACCUGAGGAAGUUCUUGUUGCAUAGACGUCUGAUAGAGAGAUUACAAUUUUCCGAUGAGUAUGCCCAAAAGUGGGAACAGCUAUUGGUGCAGCAGCGCGAUAUCUUUAACGCCGCAAUUGAUCAAGUCAGUCAGUUUCGCGGACAAUUGUUGCAAGAGGAACAGAUCAGCCGGAAGAUGACGAACUCGUAACUCACGAUACGAUUAACGUAGAUUUGUUUACACGUACGCAUGAGAGAGAAAGGGAGAGAGUGGAAGAGGAAGAAAGAAAGGAAGAGAGAAAGAGGGUGAACGAGAAUAAACGAGUAUAAGCGAGGAAAAAAAGUUAUGAGAAAGAGGUAGGAGAAAGAAACACGAGUUUUACGGUUCCACGACAACUAUUAGGAUCAAGGACGACAAUGGACGACGACUGGUGGAUAUGGAGGGAACAACUUUCAUAGGUUUGCGGCGUAUUAUCUUUAAUUCCGAAUAUGCGAUCACAAAGUAACCAGAUCCUUUUUUUUUCUUUCUUUCUUUCUUUUUUUCUCUCCUCUCCUUUCCAUUCGAUUCGUUCUCGAUCGACCCUUGACUGUAAAAACUCGAAGAUGAACAGAGACGACAGACGAUCAUCGUCCGCCCAUAUAUACUCCCUUGCGUCUCCUACGUUUCUCCCCUCUUUUCUCCUAUUUUUCUUCCUCUCCCUUUCUCCUUUUUGUUCUUAUCGCUAGCUUUACUAUCUUAUUAUCUUAUUUUUCCGUGGUGACACGCGCCACGCAAAAUCAUAUCUAUCUCCGCAUGCGUUUAAUCGAUCGUAUCCCGCGUGCUUCAUUUCACUCGUAAUCGCCUCGCAAUUAUCUCGUUCGAAUAUCGCGAAACGAUACGUCCCCGAUAUAAAAGAAACGAUUCCUCCGAUAUACGCGGAUAUCAAUGGAUAUUAAUUAGAUCGAUGGAGAUGUAUACGUACGUACGAACGAAUAAAUGGCAAAAUCGAAUGAAUUCUAUCCACUACUAUCUUCUCGAUCAUUUCUGUCUCUGUGUCUAGAGAAAGAAAAGAAAAGAAACAAAACAAAACAAAACGCGAUAAAAAAUAUCCUUGCGUUUUCAAACGAACGUUUUCGUGACCGAUCCAAAUUGCCAAAUCUAUCUUUCUUCUAAUUAUCUUAAUUUCAAAUGUGAAUGUGUACGCGUGCGAAUAUUACAUACGUUUUGUCGAAAAAUUCAAUUGAAUAAAAAAAGAAGAGAAAUACCACGUAUAUGCACGUAUUUUAUCCAAUCUUAAUAAAUUCAUACGUUCAACUUGUACACACCCAAAUUAUAUACAUAUGAUUCAUCAAACUACGUACUUUGAACGUUAGAUCUUUUGGUAAAUUAUUUUUUAUCGUAAUCGCUUCUCUAAACCUCCUUCGUAAUUCGACAAAAAUCCGCGAGUAAACUCGAUUUUCGCGUCAACUUGAACCAUGCAUCGUUAACAAUAUCUAUCUCUUAAGAAAAAUUGAUGGAUCGAUUUCUCUCGAGUUGACACGAUGUAGUUUAUUUUUUUUUUUUUUUUUUUUUUUUUUUAUCAAACUAUUAGAAAUUACACUUGACGUUUUAAAUUACGAAAUCUAAUCGUUUCCCCUUCAAACGCCCUUUUUCUUUUCUUUUCACCUUUCUUUCUUCCUCCCUCCCUUUCUCUCUCGCUCCCUCCCUCCUUCCCUCCCACCCUCCCUUUUUCUCUCUCUCUUUUUUCUUCCGUCUUUUUACUCAAGAAUCUGGAAUCGGUGUAAUAUCGCUUCUUAUUCUCGUUAUCAUUUGGUUUCAUUUCUCUAUAUAUAUAUAUAUUUUUUAUAUCUUCUACAAAAAACAAAUCUUCGUAGACACUUUAUUGAAAACGCAUCGAGCAAUGCGCGAUACCUUAACGUCUUUUCUUGCGAUCAAUCUUAUUUUUAUCGAUUCGAUCGAUCUGUGAAACCGAGUACGACACGCAUAGACAGUUAGAAAUAAAGAGAGAGAGAGAGAGAGAAUAUAUAUACGAGUGAAUGGACAAAUGUAUGUAUGUAUGUAUGCAUGUAUGUGUGGGCGAGUGUGAGCGCGUGUGUCAUUGGUGUAAAUGAAAAUGAAAACGGAAUGAAAGAGUACGAAAAGUCGAUAAGUGGUCAACCUACGUUGUUAGCUGAAUAUGAUUUUUAUAGAAAUGUAUUUAUAUAGAUAAAAACUACAUCGUUAUAUUGCAUAAAAAAAAAAAAAAAAAAAAGAGAAAUUUGCACGUCUAGUGUAAAAAUUUUGUUCACUCGUGAUACACGUUUUAACCGAAUGCGCUUUGAAAUCGAUGCGAAUUAUCUUUGUAUCGUUUCUUUUUCCUCUCCCUAUCCCCCUCCCCCCGAUAUAGCGACAGUAAUGUUUUAUUAGAUUAUAAAAAAAAAAAUUAUAAAAAUUAAAGUUUCGUAGCAGUCGAGCAUUCGAUACUUUUUUUUCCUUAUUAUUAAUCGUAACGCAGAAUUGAAUAGCGAGAAGAAAAGACGUUGGAAUCGAUGAUACGACAGUUGAAAAUAGCACGUUACGAGCGACAACUCACUUCAACAUCUAUAUUAUUCAAUGCGUAACGCGUAGUAUCGGAUGUAGGUAGAUUUUUGAAUACAGCGAUAUAGCGAUAUUACUUUUCAUAGGGAAAAAAAAAAAAAAAAGAAAAAAAUUGAACAAAAGAUAGAACGAAACAAUAUUAUAAAUCGUAGUACACGCUGUGCUUUCUUAAUUUUCCAUUUUCUUUCUUAUGCCUAUCAGAGAAAAUAAUCCAGCAUUGUUUUUUUGAUGAAUAAAGUACAAUUGGUUUGAAGCUAGAUGAAAAAUUUCAGAGAGAUCGAUACAAAUUAACAAAACCGUAUAAAAAUAAUAAUUAAAAUACAUUGAUGCAGCGAUUUAUAAAAUAAGGAUUUAUUAAAAAUCGAUGUAUCUACAUCGUAUCGUAAAGUAACUUGUCCAGCAAGUAGCAAUCAAUUACACGACUAUCCAUAAAUUUAUACAUUUUCAAGAUACAUUCAAUAUCGACAUAUUUAAAAGUCGUCUAAUUAUAAUAAAUAUAUGUUAGCUUAACGUUGUAUUCUUACAUUAGAUCACAGUCUUCGAUUGAGUUUCACACUGUUCGCCGUUUUUCUUUGCUGACUGUUUUAUACGAUAAAAAGUAACAGAAAUUACAAAUGGAAGCAUAUUUUCGAAUCGCAUUGCCAACAUUGGGACAUGAUUAAUUCUUUAAAAUGGAUUCAUGCAUUUUAUGAAUUGUAAAAAAAAGGGAAAGAUACAUAAUCUAUCUUAAAUAUGAGAAUAAAACGUAUGCAAUCGUACGGAAGUGGAAA